AUGAGCAACGAUCCCUGUGUUGCCAUCAUCGGUGGCGGCCUCAGCGGCCUCGUGUGCGGCCAGGCGCUCGCCCGCAGGGGCAUCCGUUCUGUCGUGUUCGACACCGGAGAGCACUCGGUCGGCGGCCGGCUGGCCACGCGAGCGUCGGCGGCGGGCUCCUUCAGGCAGGAGUGGGUCCCACCAGCGCUGCAGGGCGCUGACCUGGCGUUUGACCACGCGGCCCAGUACUUCACCGCAACCGACCCCAGGUUCAAGGCGAUGGUGGACGAGUGGGUGGCUGCCGGUGCCGUGCGCGAGUGGCGCGGGCCCGUGGGCACGCUGCAGGACGGCUGCUUUGAGGCGCUGCCGGCGGACGGCCCGACGCGCUACAUCGCAACCGGCGGCAUGGCGUCCCUUGCCAAGCACCUGGCCAGCCCGGUGAGCGACUUCAAAGGACCUUCUUGA
Molecule: messenger RNA, 444 nt
Organism: Monoraphidium neglectum
Lineage: Eukaryota; Viridiplantae; Chlorophyta; Chlorophyceae; Sphaeropleales; Selenastraceae
Exons: 3
Coding region: 1-444 (147 amino acids)
Source: RefSeq, a predicted model, not a curated record